Vigna unguiculata (cowpea) is the source of this 3545-nucleotide messenger RNA. RefSeq lists its product as uncharacterized. Gene Ontology annotation, biological process: regulation of gene expression. Gene Ontology annotation, cellular component: peroxisome. The record is from RefSeq and is a predicted model, not a curated record. NCBI's taxonomy places the organism in Eukaryota, Viridiplantae, Streptophyta, Magnoliopsida, Fabales, Fabaceae. Gene Ontology annotation, molecular function: RNA nuclease activity.
UUUUCUUAAAACCUAGGCCAGGGUAGAGCAAGGGUUUUAGCGUGAGAAGCAGCGAACUCCUCCUCGUUCGGAGGCACAGCCAUGGCAGCCGUUUCGCGCUUGUUCGUGAUCCCAGCGGCGAGGCCCGUUCUCGCCAAAACCAUAUGCUUCAUGUCCUCUUUUUCAUCUCGCACGCUCGAACCGUGCGAACCGUCACCUUCCCCUGCGCGCUCCGAGGAAGAAUCGCGAAACGUGAGGGUUUGGGCAUGGUGGGACUUCAAGAACUGCCACGUGCCCCCGGAUUUCGACGCCUCCAAAGUCGCACCGACAAUAAUGGAGGCAGUGAGAGCAAACGGAAUCAAAGGACCUCUCAACAUCACCGCUUUCGGCGACGUUCAACAACUCCCCAGGGCUCACCAGGAAGCACUCGCCUACACCGGCGUUCGCUUCAUCCACGUCUCCGACGAGGGAAGAAACAGUGCCGACAUUCUCGUUGAUCUAAUGUAUUGGGUUUCUCAGAACCCUCCGCCGGCGCACAUAUUUCUGAUAUCCGGCGAUAGAAACUUCGCUGGCACGUUACACCGCUUGAGAAUGAGUAAUUACAAUAUCUUGCUCGCUACGCCGGAGAAAACUCCCACUGUUCUCCACAGUGCUGCCACUAUAGCAUGGAUGUGGGAUUCGUUGCUCAACGGAGAAAGUCUUACUGGGAAGGUCCUCAACCACCCUCCUGAUGGGCCUCUUGGCUCUUGGUAUGGAAGCUACAAGGAGCCGGUGACGGUGGCGGAUCCGGCGACGGAGGAACCGGUCACAGUUGCAGCUCCGCAGGCUACCUCGUUGCCCAAUGUGGAGGUCUAUGGGCCUUCUAAGAUCACGGUUCCUAAGUCGGUUUUGACGAAGAUUUGCAAUAUUUUGAGUUCGCAUCCCAAAGGGAUGAGCAUUGGUAAUCUUCGCGGUGAGUUGAUGAAAAAUCAUGUGCGUUUGGAUAAGAAUUGGUAUGGACAUAAAAAGUUUUCCCGCUUUCUGUUGUCGUUGCCACAGGUAGAUCUUCGGUCUACUGGUGAUAGUUCCUUUAGUGUACAUUUGGUUCCUGUGGAAUCCAUGGAACCAUGUAAGAACAGCUCUUUGGAAUCAACAGUUUCUGAUGCUACGAAUGAGGAGAAAGGAUGUGCAGAGGCACCAAAGGUAAAUUGUGAGGGUAAAAGUAAGGUUAGGGAUGCUGACGGGAAAUUGUCAAUUGCCUCGGUCUCUGAAAGGAGUAUGGGUGACGAUUUAAAAUCAGUACAACCGGGGCCUUCAAAAGGGAGACCUGUUGAGGAAAAUGAGUUGCGGAAGUCUGCUGUGGAUGUGGGUAAUGCUCCACAGUCAGAAACUGAACUGCCACAUGAGGACAGCAAAGAUUCCAAAACUAAGAUGGAUACCCUAAAAAAGAGUUGUAAAAAAUUGUCUGCUAAUAACACUGCUAGGUCUAAAGUUGCUGGUAUGGAAAAACAUACAACUAAAGACAAUCUCUCUGCUGGAAAUGAUCAAUCGAUGGUGGAAAACAAUGUUAUGGCUAAUUAUGAGUCUGGAAAUUUUGAAGCAAAGAAUAAAUGUGAGAAUCGAACUAGUAAGGAGGUUGACGAUGUUUUUCCAAGCCUAUCUCCACCAAUUGAUGACUCUGAGGCCGCCCAAAAGCCUGUCGGAAGUGCUGAAACUAAUAAAAGAAGUCCAACACUGUUUCAUUGGAUUAGACGGUGGUGGCCAUUUGGAAAAAACAAUGAAAAAUAUGAUGAUUUGACGGCUCAUCAGAGGGAGGGGGUUAGUCAUGUUGAGGAUUCCAAGUUAUCUGAACUGGAGCAGACUGUUAGUCAAACUGAAGAGGCCAAAUCGUCUGAACUGGAUCACACUGUAAGUCAAUCUGAAGAACCCAAGUUAUCAGAACUGAAUCAGAAUGGUAGUCAUUCUGGAAAGCCUGAGUUAUUUUCCAGUGUUUCCUUUUGGAAUGAUAUGGAAUCUUUUAUGUUUGCACCCAAAGGAUCAUUUCUUUUCUCCCAGUCAAGAAGCAGGGAGGAUGUGGCGCAAAGGUUACAAAAUGGAGGACCCCUGCUUCUCAGAUCGCUCCCCAAAAAGGAUAUCCUUCAAUUGGUUGAAAUGUUAAUAGCAGACAAAAAAUGGUUGGAGGAAAGGCCGUCCCAAGCAUUACCUUUUAAGCUAACUCAGCCAGUUCAUAAGAAUUUAUCGGUGGACCAAUCCCAUGGUGGCAAUGGUUUGAGAUCUAUCUUUCUACGCAGAUCAUCACAAUCUCUAGAACAUGAUGUGGGGAAACACAAUCAGAGUGUUCCUCAUACACGCAUUUCUGCAGCGGCUGUUGAAACAAAACGUAUUGAGAGAUCUAGAAAUGAUAUAUUAGAUGACUGUCAGAAACUUGUUAAUGAAAUAGUAAGGGAACACCCAGAGGGAUAUAAUAUUGGUUGUUUCCGAAGACUAUUUGUUGAUAAGUAUGGCUAUCAUCUUGAUAUACAGAAGCUUGGUUAUCAAAAAUUGGCAUCCUUGCUACAGAUAAUGCCUGGGGUUAAGUUUGAGUCUACUUACAUGUUUCCUUCUAUUCCUGCUGCAUGUGAUUCUGAUUCUGAUACUAUCCUCAAAACUAAAGCAAUCGCUGAUAGUCAUACAGUCUCCAACUCAGACAGCGAAUUAUCUGAGUCAACCCUGGAAGAUAAUGACAUGGAAUCUGCAUUGGAGGAGUUGGGUCCUGUUCCUAUAAAAAAUUUAGACAAGAGUGGUUUGAGUUUAAAGUCAAGUCAGAAAGCUAUAGAACUAGAUAUAUCAAAAUCAAAGCAUCCUGGUUAUGAACUUGUUCUAUCAGAUGACGAUACUUCUGCAUCUGAAGGAGAUCACUCCUAUUUAACUCAAUCUGAAGAUCAGAGGAAAUCAAUUUGUAAUGAACGGGACAGUUCGUUUUGGCAAACUAUGGAUUUGUGGCACAGCUGCAAGGAAGGAGAGAAUGAUGUCACAAAGUCAGACAAUGUUGACAGCUUGAAUGUUUCUCUGACUCAUAUUUUAAAUUCAUCCCGUGACCCAACCACUGCUUUCCCUUCCAAAACAUCAUCAAAUUACACAGAUAAACAAAGGGCUCACAAGAACUAUAACUUCGUUCUUGAUACAGUCUUACCUGACAAGGAUGAGUCAAAGAAAACUGAUGAGUCAAAGAUGCAAAAACAGAGUAAUUCCUGCUGCAAGUAGAACCCGAGUCUUAGACUUCCACAAUAAGAAAUUUGGGAUGCCUGGUCUAAGAUUACAGAUAGAAGGAGAUGGUGGUACUAUUCUUCACGCGAAGGAAUUACUGUUUUUGCUGGCCAGGCCCUGGCAUUUCAAUUGAGGAAGAUUCAGAUGGUUGCUAUUGCAACUCCAGAAAUUCUUCCCAUUUUUACAUUUACUAUAUUGUGAAUCUUUACAGUUGGAACAGCUGAGUUUUAUCUUACUAGGUAAUAGGAAAUUCUUGACUGCUGGAGCAUGUGAGUUUUGGUGUUUACGUGCUGUCUUGGCAGGAACCCUCCUUCGAAUAAACAGCUACACGACUUGGUAUA